CUUUUAUCAAAUUUGUCAUCUUAACAAUCUCUACACUCUAGACUCUAGAAAUGAUACAAUUGAUCGAGUGACUGUGCGAAGCACCUAGAAACCUAAUCCGACCUAUAGACUGGAUCAAGAGUUCAUAUGAAAGGUUGGUUUUUCGUUAUCCGAUGCAAAUGUUACAAUAGCUAAUGCGACGUGUUGCCGCUGAAUGCUUUGGCUUUGAGGGUACGGUUCCGGCGUUUGUUUUUGCUUCCAGUUUCCUUUUUGGGAAUUACGUUUAUCGGUUUCAGCGUCUUCUAGGUGUUAGGUAUUUGUGUUGAUUUUAUUUGAAUCGGAUAUCGCUAAAGAACGAUUAGUUGCUGAUCGAUAUACUGGAAAAACAUGUCUGAAAGGAGGUACAGAUUGCGGUCUCGUGGCCGAUCUCCGUCCCCUCGGCGUCCGCCGCCAAGGCAUCGCGAUUUGAGCCCUCCAAGGCCUCGCGAUUUGAGCCCUUCAAGGCCUCGGAAUUAUCCCUCUUACGCCCCUCGUGCGAAGGAAGAGUAUUUUGGUGGGCCACGAACAUCUCGGAGGAUAGAAAAGAGGGAUGAUACCAAUCGAGAGUUUAGAUCAUAUUCUCCAAGGUCUCCUGAAUAUGUCCAUCGAGAUAGGGAUAAGUAUGCUGCAGGUGACAGGUGGCUCAAGAGGAGCCCUCUCAGAAUUAGGAGCCCCCAAGAAUUUGAGAGAAGGGACGAAUUCAAGAGGGAUAACGAUACAUCACGAAAUAUGAGACUGCCAGACUAUGAUGCUGCUGCUGCUGCUGGCAAAACUUAUAAAGAUGGGGCCCACAUUGGGCAUUUGAUGAGAUCAUAUGAUGAGGGCUCCUAUCCAUGGGAUCAUAUUUUGGAUGGUCCAAGAAAACCCGAUUAUUUGAGUGUGAAUGAUUAUGGCAGGACACCUGACUAUAUCAGGGUUCGAGAGAGGGAUUACUAUCCGCAAUGUAUGGAUAAUGCCAAGCCCUCAUUUGCUUUGGGUCAUGGUGGUGUUGAUGGUGUCGUGCACGCGAGCAAUCUGGGUGGUGCUGAUGUCAGUGAUCACAGGCCUUCUGUGUCGUCAUCUUACUUGAAUGCCGGUACCAGCAAACUUGGGUGUGCACAUUUGGAGGACAAACGACAGUUGGAGAAAAGAAACGUGAGCUUGCGCGAUGAAGAAGACCAUCUAAGUGAAAAGAAAAGGGCCUUUUUCCUUUACCAGGAUGGGUCUCUGGGUGUAGACGAAAGGGCAAGAGAGGAAAGUUAUGGUUUCAAGAAAGGGAACAGCCUCCUGUCUUCGCAGGGUCAUUUGAAAGGAGAUUAUACCCAUUCUAAGGAAUACAUUUUAGUGUCGCCGGGCACUAUGGAGGGUUUUCCAGGCUGCUGUCCUUCUAGAGACCUCGAUAUGCCUUCAAAAUUGAGCCAAAAAGGUAGUGGUUUGACUUCCCAGCCCAUUGGUUUUGAUGGAUACACUGGAAGUCAGUUUGAUGAUACUAGGAGCACUUCAAGGUUAUAUAGGCUGCCCCAGGAAAAGCAAGACAGUGGUUUGUUUUCUGAAUUUGGCAGAAGCAAAAUAGGCAGCACGAGUACAAGACAUAAUGACGUUGAAGAGAAUUAUAGAGAUCACCAUGUGUCAAGAAAUGUUGCUUUUAACCCUGCAGUUGAUGAAUGCCCUCGUAUGAAACCACCUAUGAGGGAUGAUGGACAAUGGGGUCCAUAUUCAUUUUCUAAGGUGCGGUCAAUGCCUGAUGAUAGAUUUGAUGCAAGCAGAUCAGUUCAUGCAAGAAAGCAAGAGUGUGACAUCACUGACAUGUUGGGUGCCGGAAGCUCUCGCCUCGAUUAUGACAUUGACGAUGGAUAUCGUGAAUAUGUCAGUGUUGAAAAGGAUGAUCGUUGUCAUCAUCAUUCUAGAAUGGAUGUUGGUGAGUGGUCUCAUGAUGAAAGAUUAGAUAGUUUACUAUCAAGUGGAUAUGAGUCACAUGACCCUUCGUUUGGCAGAUUUUACGAUAGCCCUAGCAAGAAUUUAGGUUUGGAGGAUGUAGACCUGGACGAAACCUAUAGGAGAAGAUUGAGAAAUAAACAUGGUAGGGACGAGAUUUACGAGCAGGAUGUCGGGAUUAGAAUUUCUGCUGAUGGGAAUGGUGCAAGGAAGAUAUACAAUCGAGAAAAAAUGGGAGAUGAAAUUGGUUUUGCAAAUUAUUCUAAGAAACCCAGAUCAAGCAGAGCUAACUAUGAGGAAUCACGGCAGGGGUUUUCCAAUAUAGCCAAUAGUCGGCCAACUUCUUCAAGGUCUCACCCACGUAAAUCUGGUUCUGGAGAUAUAAAGAAGAGACUAGGGCCAGUUCCACAUAAGCUUCAUGUUUCACAGCGUUUAUUUAAAAAACAUAAACCAUCAGUGAUGAAGCGGUUGGCACCUGCUCCAACAAAGAAACAUGGUCCUACUGCAAUAGUAAAAAGUCGAAGUUCUCAAUUUCCGAAAAGCAUUCAAGAUUCAGAUGGAAGUCCUCGCACUCGAGAUGAAGACCUCUUGGGAGAUCAUAUUAUUCACCCAAAGCCUGAACCACCGGAGGAGUCGGAGGAUUUCAAACAGCUGGUGCAAAAUGCAUUUUUCAAGUAUCUCAAACAAAUUAAUGAGAUGCCUGGGAAAAGGAAAAAGUACCUGGAGCAUGGGAAAGCUGGUAGUUUAAAGUGCAUUGUAUGUGGCAGAACUAGUGUGCUGAAGCAAUAUCAGAAAUUGGCUGCUGCUAAUGCUAUCAACUACAUUCAGAAAGAUCAUACAAUUCAGCAUUGCCAUUGUGCUCAUUUCAUCAAAGUUUCGUUGGGCACUGAAUCAUUUUCUUGUUACCCUUUACACAUCUACACGUACAUGGGAUCUGUGUUCUGGAACAACUCGGACGAGUUUGCAGAGACGGAAAGUUUGGCAAGACAUGCCGUCUCGUCCGAAAAGGUGGGUCUUAGAUCUCAGCAUUUGGGCUUGCACAGAGCACUCUGUGCACUCAUGGGUUGGAAGACUUCAGAGCAGCCCAGCAGUCAAUGGGUUUGUGAGGUAAUGUCCAGUGCGGAGUCUUCAGCUCUUAAAGAAGACCUCAUUAUUUGGCCACCUGUUGUAAUUGUGUAUAACAGCACCAUAGAUAACAAGAAUCCUGAUGGACGGAUUAUUGUAUCUCCUGAGAAGCUGGAUGUGCAGCUCAGAGAUAUGGGUUUCGCAAGCAUUGUUAAGGUGUGCAAUGGAAAACCUGCGAACCAAAGUGUAGUGCUGGUUAAGUUCAAUGGUACACUCUCUGGAUUACAAGAGGCAGAUAGGUACCACAAGCGAUACCUCGAGUCCAAGCAUGGCAGAGACGAACUGAAUCAGUUAAAAUCUGAUAACCAAAUGUCGGCACAUGUACCAUCAACCAAUAGAGAGGAAGAUUUUCUGUAUGGCUACCUGGGAAUUGUGGAGGAUCUCGACAAACUCGACUUUGACACCAAGAAACGGUGUGUUUUGAGGAGUAAAAAUGAGAUCCUGAACAUCGUGAACAACAUCCCUUUAGCCACUGGGGGAGAAAAUUGACGAUUUCAACAGCAAAUUGGAAAGAGUUGGUUGUUUUAGCUGCUUUCUUUUUGUUUCUUUUUUUCUUUUCUCUUUUGUUUGUUGUGUUAUUUUGUAUUUCGGUUGAUGCUGCACAUCAAUAUGAUGGUGAUGUGAAUUAUCGAUGGAUGGUUGUAGCUGCAUGUAGCUGGAUUUUGUGUUUUUGAUUUUUGGGAUAGUUUUGUGUAGCUCUGUGGCUUGAAAUUCCUCGUGUUUUGUCAAUGUUCUUCUGACACAAGUUAUAAAUAACAGAGGUAAUAUAAUCUUCUAUAUUCUCCGUUGCCCAUGGCCUUGAUGGGG
Molecule: messenger RNA, 3864 nt
Organism: Striga asiatica
Lineage: Eukaryota; Viridiplantae; Streptophyta; Magnoliopsida; Lamiales; Orobanchaceae
Source: the annotation of a GenBank genome assembly